Nothoprocta perdicaria is the source of this 2332-nucleotide messenger RNA. It is a transcript of the gene SCG2, whose product is annotated as secretogranin II. The record is from RefSeq and is a predicted model, not a curated record. Gene Ontology annotation, cellular component: secretory granule. NCBI's taxonomy places the organism in Eukaryota, Metazoa, Chordata, Aves, Tinamiformes, Tinamidae. The coding region runs from base 49 to 1926 and encodes 625 amino acids. The transcript is spliced from 2 exons.
GGGUGCUGAACGGCGGCGGCGGCGGCGCGCGCAGGAAAUAUUUUAAACAUGGCAGAAGCUAAAAACUUCCAUCUGGGAGCAGCAUGUGGUCUCACCUUGUUCUUUGUCCUCAUCUGUUGUGCUGAUGCAGCUUCCUUCCAGCAGUAUCAGCUGCUCCAGAAAGACCCAGACUAUGUAAUGAAAAACUUGCAAAGGCUCCCAAACCCUGAUAUGAUCAAAGCCUUGGAAUACAUAGAAGAUCUUCGCAAGCAAACCAACAAGGGAGAAGGCAGCCCUGAUUACAACUCUUAUCAAAGCGCUCCGUAUCUCUUGCAGCAGAAGGAGAGCAAAGACCAGAUUCACCUACCAGACAAUAUGCGGGAUUCAUUAACCGAAGAUGAGUCUCAGUGGGUUAAAAUGAUGUUGGAGGCCUUGAGGCAAGCUGAGAAAGAGUCAAAAGCUGGCCCAAAGGAGAAUAAACCUUAUGGUCUGAGUUCAGAUAAUCCAGCUGGAGUAACUGAUGAUUAUGAGGCUUACAAGUGGCCUGAGCGGUGGCAGAAAUACCUCAAGAUGCCACUUGGGCACUAUGAAGAGAGUUCAAGAGACAGCCCUUUCAAGCGUACCAAUGAGAUAGUGGAAGAGCAAUACACACCCCAGAGUCUUGCUACGUUGGAGUCUGUGUUUCAGGAGCUGGGGAAGAUGGCGGGACCGAGCAGUCACAAGAAAGAGAGGCUGGAUGAGGACCAGAAACUGUAUGCAGAUGAUGAAGAUGAUGUGUAUAAAGUGAAUAACAUCGCUUAUGAAGAUGUAGUUGGAGGAGAAGACUGGAAUCCUAUAGAGGAAAAAGUGGAAAGCCAAACCCAGGAAGAGAUAAAAGACAGCAAAGAGGAAAUUGAUAAACAUGAAGAGGAGAUUGAUGAUGAAAUGAAAAGGUCAGGGAAACUCGGCUUCCUUGAGGAUGAAAUGAGAAGGGAGAAUAAAGAUCAAGCAUCAGAGGAUGUUUCAAAGCUAAUGAAUUACUACCUCAAGAGGCUGGUGGGAAGUGCUGGCAACCGGAAAUUAAGGACUGGAGAACCUGAGGAAAAAAGAGCAGCUACCUUUUUGGAUAAGCAACUUGAUCCUCAGUCUAUAGCUCAGUUAAUAGAAAUUUCAAGGAAUUUACAAAUUCCUCCCGAGGAUUUAAUAGACAUGCUGAAAGCUGGAGAAAAGAAGCAGCUUCAGAGCGAAAGGUUGGAAGCUGAGCAGGAAGUAGGAUUCCCAGAAGACCUGGAGGAGAUGUCCGAAACUAAUCUAGGACAGAGUGAUAUAUUUAAAAAUAAUGUAAACUCUAAAAAUGGAUACAUGAAGCAGCAGCCUCUUAACGUUAUUCCAGAAAACCUGCCCGAAGACCUCAAUAUUGAAGAUAUUGUCAGUCUUCUGGGAACUGACAACUUAGCUAAUGAGAACCCCUCCUACUUACUAAGUCGUCUCAACCAAGAAAAUGGUUUGCCGAGACUGCCUUACCUUCCCAGAAGAUUGAAAGGGCACCAGUUUCCUAAAGCUGCUUGGCUUAACGAUCUGGAAAGGCGACAAAUGGAAUAUGAGAAACUGAACGAGAAAGAUGAAGAGCUGGCCGAUUACUUGGCAAAGAUGUUGGCAAAAUAUCCCGAAGUUAUCAACACAAACCAGAUGAAGCGAGCUCCAGUUCCAGCUGCUGAAAAUGACCUUCAGGAAGAUGAGCAGCUGGAGCAAGCCCUGCGAGAGCACUUGAGCCAGCUGGGACCACAGGAAUCGGCGAAGCUGGCGGCGCUCAGCAAGCGGUUGUCCAUGGCCGGGGAGCCCGAUGACACCCAGAACAGGCAGUACCUGGAUGAGGAUAUGCUAGCAAAGGUGCUAGAGUAUCUAAAACAGGAGAAAUCAGAGCUUGAAAGAGAUCACAUUGCUAAACGGGCCAUGGAAAAUAUGUAAUCGUUUCCCAGAUAUUAUUUCUCUUCGAUGUGUUGACUUCUAUCCUGAUUCGGUUGUGAUUUAUUCCCCUCUCUCCCACUAAACAACUUACGGUAGACUAUUUACCAUUGAACAGUCUGCAUAUCUUUCUCAGAGCUGUUAUAUUGUUUAUGGAUAUACUUAUGUAUGUUAUAAAUUAUGGGGCAAAUAAAUUGCUUCACGUGUUUUAAGAAACAAUCUAAUGAAAUCAAGUAAAACUAGAAAAUGUACAAGAACAACCUUUGCAUUGUUAAUAAAACAUGAUAAAUGAAGAGUGAUAACUAUCAUAUGAAAUUUUUAAAAUUAAUUGGAUUAUUUUGUUACUGUCUGUAGUGUUUUUUUGUGGAGUAUCAAAUAAAAGAAUAAAGCAUUAUAUAUAUAUAGUUUU